This is a messenger RNA of Mya arenaria, 2193 nucleotides long. Its product is annotated as TAF6-like RNA polymerase II p300/CBP-associated factor-associated factor 65 kDa subunit 6L. The coding region runs from base 147 to 2147 and encodes 666 amino acids. NCBI's taxonomy places the organism in Eukaryota, Metazoa, Mollusca, Bivalvia, Myida, Myidae. The transcript is spliced from 13 exons. Gene Ontology annotation, cellular component: transcription factor TFIID complex; SLIK (SAGA-like) complex; SAGA complex. Gene Ontology annotation, molecular function: transcription coactivator activity; RNA polymerase II general transcription initiation factor activity; protein heterodimerization activity. Gene Ontology annotation, biological process: RNA polymerase II preinitiation complex assembly; transcription initiation at RNA polymerase II promoter. The record is from RefSeq and is a predicted model, not a curated record.
AUUGUGCUUACCUAAACAUUUUGUAAAAGAACUUUGGUAAAUUUAAUGUUCUCUAUUACGACGCAUUGCUAAUGGCAUUUAUUGACAAGUAUUUUUUGUAGGAAAACGGAUAACCAACAAAAAAAUCUAGAGGAGAACACUAAAACAUGGCAGAAGAAAAGCGAAUAGUAACAGAUGAGCGCAGGUAUGCCAUCAUGAGCAGGGAAUCCAUCAAGCUGAUGGCUGACGCUGCCGGUCACGAGGAAACCAGUGACUCAGUGGCUGGAAUUCUGGGAGAGGAUGUUAGCUACAGGCUCAGGGAAAUCACACAGAAAAGUGCACAGUUUAUGAGGCAUGCAAGGCGAAAACGAAUGAACACUGACGACUUCAACAAGGCUUGUGGGUUCAGUGAUAUACAGCCUGUGCUAGGACACGGAUCACAGGAGGCGGUACACAGCUUUCAGGCAGUUAAGGUAGAGCAAGGGGAACCGAUCCACUUUGCUCUUGACCCCACUCUCAACCUGGCAACAGAGGCAUCCAGUACUUUUAUACCCAAACACAGCGGGGAAACAACUAUAAAAGCUCAUUGGCUGGUUGUAGAAGGGGUCCAGAAAUCCACACAGAAUCCGCAAGGAACUCCAGGCAAUAAGGUGGAGCCGGGAGGUCCCCUGAUGAAAUACUUUGACAAGAUCACACAGGCAGUGCUGGGAAAUGAUGAGGAAAUGAUGAAGACUGCCUUGUCAGACUUGAGAACGAACGGGAAUAUCUCGCCACUUCUGCCUCAUUUUGUCAGCUUUAUUAGCAAUGGGGUAAAGACUCUCGGAGAUGAUGUCUGUAAGCUGACCAGGCUGUUAUCCAUGGUGCAGAGUCUUGUGUACAAUAGCUCACUCUUCCUGGAGGCACAGCCUUUUUUGGCGGUGAUGAGCCAGAGUGUCCAGUACUGCUUGUUGGACCCGCUUGUUAGUAGUGGACAGUCCUGCCCCACGGAUGACCACUGGGUAUUGAGGGACUAUGCCGCCAGGGUGCUCGCUCAUAUUGUCGGGAUCUGGGGCAACAGUGUUAACCACCUAGAGCGUUACACAGAGAAGACUCUACGAGAGGCUCUACAUGACCUGUCACGACCUUUUGCCUGCCACUAUGGGGCUGUUAUGGGGCUCAUGUACUUGGGGACUGAGAGUGUGGAGCGAGUGUUGGUCCCCCACCUGCAUGUGUACAUGCCUCAUCUGUUGGCCGCCCUCGAGUUCCAGGGUCUGGAGUUUGUCCAGCUGCAGACUAACGCUUGGAGUGUGCAUGGAGCUAUACUGCUUUGUGUGGAGCAUGUUUUACAAAAGUAUAUCAAACAGUUUCGGGAAGAAAACAUCACCGAUGCCACAAAUAACGGCGAGGCAAAAAAAGUGUUUAAGACCAUUUCUGAUUACGACACCAAAUUCUCAAAACGACCUUCAUUCAAUGGAUUCCUGUCAGCUUUCCACAAGUCACCUGUGUCGUUCUACUUUGAAAUGUUUGAAUACUUCGGAGAUGCCUUAACGUUGAGGCUACCUGAAAUAGCCGAACUGAAGUCUCAUGUGUUUAAGCCAAAAGAGCGUGACUUGGUGACGUCAAUUUCGGAUCCGACUGCGGAUAAAUCGGGGGAAGAACUCCUCAGUGAGUUGGAAGAGGAAGUCAAGCGUGAGGAGCUUAUGAAGAAAAAACAGGUUAAGACGGAGACCGUCCACCUUCUCGACCGACAUCAAAGAGAUCGAGAGCGACGUGCAGCAGGUGUUCGACAACAGCUCAAACAAAGAGCUGCACAGCAACAAAAACUGGAUAAGUUCACACCAGCCAGCGACACAGACAUCGAGGUUAUAGAUGUCGAGGGUGUGGAUAAGUUGGAUUUCAGAGGCAGAUCAUCUCUGGCAAUCUCGAGUGCUUGUGAUGCCCCAGGGCAGGGGAUAAAAAUGACUUUUGCCAAACGAGCUAAGUUUACUCCAGAUAGUGCUUUUAGUGAGUCGUUAUACUUUACAGAAAUAAAAGAGAGGGACAGAAAUGAGGAAAACCCGGGUCGAAAACGGAAACAUAAUUCACCGAGCCCGGAUGUGGAUUUUUCACAGUUUCUUGGUGGAGGUAUUUAUCCUUCAUCAAGCUUUGAUAGUGUAAAACAAAGGAGAAGAGAUCCAUCAUUUGAAUGAAUUUUGUCUUUUACAUUUUUAUAAUAAAAUAUCAGCAAUAUCUGUU